UGUCUCGGCCCCGCGUUCCGCCUGGACAUCCAGCGGCGCUCAGCGAUGACGGCCCAUUCCUUUGCCCUCCCGGUCAUCAUCUUUACCACGUUCUGGGGCCUCAUCGGCAUCGCCGGGCCCUGGUUCGUGCCCAAAGGACCCAACCGCGGAGUGAUCAUUACCAUGCUGAUUGCCACUGCAGUCUGCUGCUAUCUCUUCUGGCUCAUCACCAUCCUGGCCCAGCUGAACCCCCUGUUUGGGCCCCAGCUGAAGAAUGAGACCAUCUGGUACGUGCGCUUCCUGUGGGAGUGACCAGCUGUGGCUUCUGCCCCAGGUGCCCUGCUCUCUGGAUGGCCCUGGCUCAGCGUCCUUGUCAACCCUUCGUCGUCCCCACCCUCCCCAGCUGUCCUGGGCCCUCUGCACUCCCUUGUCAGCACCUUGGGACCCUGGGAGAAAGCCCUGAGCUCAGGCAGGCUUGAGCAGGGGUUCUCCUGCCUGCAAACUCCCACGGCUCCAGAGCUUUCUGCCUCUCCCCAGCAGCUCCUGGACAAGGCACGGGUGAAUGGGGUCUGUCUCUGAAUAUGGGGUGGGAGUCAGGACGCAUCCCUGACCCAGGAAAGAAAGGCAUCCUGUGGAGAAGGGGCAGGGAUGUGCUCAUGCAGGCGCAGUCACCAACUCUGUCCCCACCCUGCUGUGCCACGCAGGGACCUUCUCCAGCCGUGACCUCCCGGGAUAGUCUUAAGUUGUCAUACACUCGCAAAUGUGAAAUUUCUGAAAAUGUUGACUAUAGAGAAACAUUCAUGCCAAGAAAUCCACCAAGUAUCUUUAGGUGGAGAUUGAAACCUAGGUCCUUUGUAACAUCCAAGUUGUUUGACGGCUUGCUCUGAAAGUUGUGUCUUAGAGCUGGGAAGGUGGCUCAGUGGUAGAGCGCGUGCCUCGCAUGCAUGAGGCCCUGGGUUUGA
Molecule: messenger RNA, 941 nt
Organism: Dipodomys ordii (Ord's kangaroo rat)
Lineage: Eukaryota; Metazoa; Chordata; Mammalia; Rodentia; Heteromyidae
Gene: Atp6v0e2
Product: ATPase, H+ transporting V0 subunit e2
Exons: 4
Coding region: 46-291 (81 amino acids)
Biological process (GO): proton transmembrane transport
Cellular component (GO): proton-transporting V-type ATPase, V0 domain
Molecular function (GO): proton-transporting ATPase activity, rotational mechanism
Source: RefSeq, a predicted model, not a curated record